This is a messenger RNA of Diachasmimorpha longicaudata, 5251 nucleotides long. RefSeq names its product DDB1- and CUL4-associated factor 1 (gene mahj). Gene Ontology annotation, biological process: protein ubiquitination. The record is from RefSeq and is a predicted model, not a curated record. Gene Ontology annotation, cellular component: Cul4-RING E3 ubiquitin ligase complex; nucleus. The transcript is spliced from 5 exons. Gene Ontology annotation, molecular function: protein binding. Lineage: Eukaryota; Metazoa; Arthropoda; Insecta; Hymenoptera; Braconidae. The coding region runs from base 215 to 4879 and encodes 1554 amino acids.
UUUUUGGGGGGUAUUCGGCAGCUGUCAGUUGGUGGAGAAUUUUUAUAGCACUUUUGGCCAGCGUCGGCAGUCAUCAUUAAGCAUAACCUAGUCGUCGAGUGCACGCGAUACACGUUUGGUCCAAUUGGAUUUCAUCAGCAAAAUCAAAAAAUACUUGGGCAUAAAUUUUGCGUGGAUUUUGUCAGUUAAUUUGGAAUUAAAUUUUGAGUUUAUAAUGGCUACUGUUGAAUCACUAGCUGAAAUCAAUGACGUGGUGCAGAUACUGCGACAAUGGGAGGAGGAUCAUACAUCGCCCAGUUACGAUCCCAUUCCCACACUCCAGAGAUUAGCUGAGAUCAUAGAGCUGGAGACUGAGAACUACCUCAAGAUGGAUCCAGAUCCAUUCGAUGAGAGACAUCCAUCGCGAACCGAUCCUGAGUGUAAUUUUGGUCACAUACUCAAGGUUUUAUUUCGUAAAGAUAAUUUUAUGACCAAGCUGAUAAACGAUUACCUCCGCGAUACAUACUGGUCUCGUGCGGGUAUCCAGGGUCGAGACGUUCGUAAACUGAAUAUAGCAGCCUGCAGACUGAUGCUGGACAUCCUUCCAGGACUAGAAACCUCCGCAGUAUUCCAGCCCGAUAUGGACGGCCUGAUCCACCGCUUAUUCACCUGGGCAGAGAAAUCAGUGGAGCCCUUGCAGAGCUACGCGACAGGUCUCCUGGCAGCGGCAAUGGAAGUCCAAGACAUAGCAACGGGCUUUCGCGAGCAAAAUGGUCGAAUGGUUCCCCUGAUGCUGCAACGUCUGCACAAGCUCCAGGAGAAAGCUCACGAGGACCGCCAGACCACCUCCAACUCCCGUCCAUUCGCUCACUUCGGCCAGACGCGAAAUUCCUUCGGUGAUGGUGAGCAUAAGGGUGUCCCAGGGAAGCGAAAAGUUCGAGAUAAAAAACGUGAGAAUGGAGUGGCAAAAAGUCCCAACGCCCUUUUCGGUUCUGAGGAAGAGGAGGCAGACAGUGCAGAGGAGACACCCACCAAGAAGCUCAAAAGUGAUCAGGAGGAUCCCUCCACCUCAGUGAAGGUCGUUCCCUAUCCUGAGAUAAUGUCCCCACCUCAGGCGAUCCCAAAAUCCCAAAGUCACCCUACCAACCAAACAACGCCUUCAAAAGUCUCGACUAGAGCAACACCUCCGAAAUUUACUGGCCCCUCUCGUUCGAGCGUCCCCAGAAAUCUCACUCAGACGUCCUCAACGCCGUCGAUGCUGCUGGAGGGGAACUCGAACUCCUCCUGGGCAGAGCUCGAGUCAUAUGUGAUUGGUAACGUCCAGAUACACCCACCGACCCUUGCCACAAGACAGAUGUUGAUCUUGAGAUAUUUAACACCGAUGGGAGAAUACCAGGAGUUCCUUGGGCACGUGUUCGAGCAGAACGCCCUUGAUUUGAUCCUCAAGUACAUAAACGUGAGGGAAACGAAGGACAGUAGACUAGCCUUCGAGGCAUUGAAGUACCUGGCGUCUCUACUGUGUCACAAAAAAUUUUCGAUAGAAUUUUUAAACGUUGGAGGACUGCAAAAAUUGUUGGACGUGCCAAGACCUAGUGUAGCUGCCACUGGAGUAUCCAUCUGCCUGUAUUAUCUGGCAUAUUGUGAGGAUGCUAUGGAGAGGGUGUGUCUUCUGCCGAAGCACAUCAUAUCGGAUUUAGUAACUUACGCUCUGUGGUUGUUGGAGAGGAGCCACGACUCUGGGAGAUGUCAUGCCACCAUGUUCUUCGGUUUUUCAUUUCCCUUCAAGGUUAUUCUGGAGGAGUUUGACACCCAGGACGGUCUUAGGAAGCUCUACAACGUCAUAUCGACCCUUCCAAUUCUGAAUAUCGAGGAGGAACCGACGCUGAACGACGAUGAGGAGUGUGCAUCGAGGCAGAUUGUUAGGCACGUUGCAGUGGCUUUGAAGAGGUACAUGGAGGCUCAUCUGUACUUGAAGGCUGAGCAGCUCCAGAGGAUGGAGAACGCCAGGGUCGAGAAGGACACCUGGCAGCCGUCCAUUCCCCCCUACAAGGCUUGCAAAUUGUCCUCUGAAGAGGUGCAGUCGAAAGUGGAAAUCCUCCAGGAGCUGAUGAACUGCAGAGCCUCCUGGGCUCCUGUUGAGGAGCUCCACAGGCUGGGAGGUAUAACCCUCUUGCUCCAGAUCAUUGCUUUUGCACGCGAGUGGAACUACAAUGGUCGAGCUCACACCUCGUCCAGCGCUGAGACUGUUCGAUCCUGUCUGGAUGUAAUAGCCAUCUGCUCGGUCGUUCCAAAAGUGAUGUUGCUGUUGUGUGACAGAGUGGACAUGCCAGAUAUGUCCAUGACGAUGGCGAUAAAUCUAUUACUGGCUGCUGCUGAGUGUGAGAUCAUUGCUGAUGCUGAUGUUCAGAGGGCAGCGUUGAGAGCUGUUGUCAAUUGUGUUUGUGCACCAUUGAGCAGGGUCGGUGGAAAUUUAGCUAGAUAUUCAGCUAUUGGUUCUGCUAAGAAAAAGGCUAACAUUCAGAAUAGUGAGGAGAUCAUUCAGAAGGUCUGGGAGAGUGUCAGAUCGAACAACGGAAUAAUGGUUCUACUUCAGCUGAUGAUGGUGAAGACACCUAUCACUGAUGCCGACAGUAUCAGGGCACUGGCCUGCAGGGCUCUAGCUGGUCUAGCCAGGAGUGAAAAGGUCAGGCAGAUCAUCUCAAAAUUGCCAAUGUUUACGGACGGACAGAUCCAGGCAUUGAUGAAGGACCCAAUACUACAGGAGAAACGACAGGAGCACGUCACCUUUCAGAAGUACGCCUUGGAGCUAAUGGAGAGGGUAUCAGGUAAGGCGAAACCCACUGGGGCUGAGUAUGAGAUGUCCUUGGUGAGUCUCCAUCGUGCCAAUGUCGUAGCGCAGACGAGAAUACAGUACAACGAGCAGCAGUUGAAUCAGCUGAUCUAUCAGCACUUGGUGUCCAAAGGACUGACUGAGACUGCUACAAGCCUUCAACGAGAGGUCAAUCUGGACUCCCAUCCCAUUAUGAAGUCAGUGACUUGUUAUCAUCCCGUUACAUUUAGGAGCCCAGUCACCACGACGCGCGCUGGAUUUUCUCCGGGUGCUCCCGUUAAUCUCUAUAACACUAGUAGAUGCCCCAGAGAGGGCAAUACCCGGCCAAGCCCCCUGCAAACACCAACCUCCUCGACAUCACGAUUCAUCACUCAUGUACCAAAUACAACACCAACAGCCAAUCAGCCUUCGUCUAGAAUUAAAUUAUCAGAUUGUCUCAAUGCCAGUCCAGUUAGUAGUAAUCUACAGCCGAUGAAAUUGCAGAUUCACCAGAAAAAACACAAUCAGCAGGAGAAACAUCAGAGCGGCAGUUCAUUGUCCAAUUUGCAGAGCAUUCUCCAGUCCCCCAGUAACUCCAGAUCCCUGCAAAAGCAGAUAUCGAGGGAUCCUGGUGGUGGUGGAGGGACACUUGCCACUGGAAAUAUGACUUCUAUCAUAAGUCUGGAUUCAAUCAUCACUGAGUACCUCACGAAUCAGCACGCCCUUUGUAAGAAUCCCAUGGUGACGUGUCCGCAGUUCAAUCUCUUUGAACCACACAAGUGUCCCGACCCCAGGGCAAAGAACUCUGCAGCCACUAACAUGACGAUGAGAGUCGCCAGGAGACAACUGGGUAUCGACGACAGAAGGCUGGAUAGAAGGCACAUCUACAGUAGAUUCUGCCCAGUUAAGUCUUUCCGUCCAGCUGACGUAGAGGGGAUAUUCACCUGUUGCACUUUUACCCCCUGUCAGCAGUAUCUUAUGCUCGGUACUUACUCGGGGGAUGUGAAAAUGUACAACGCUCAUACUGGAAAUGAGGAGGCGACUUAUCAGUGUCACGAUACACUUUCGCAUAUUUAUCAUAUGGAGUGCAAUCGAAAGGGCAAUCUCAUGCUGACGUCAACUGCCUGGAGAAGUCCCAUGUCUGCUUUGUGGAGUAUCGGGGCCUUUUUUGAUAUGAAAAUGCCUUUCGAGAGUGAAGAUUACGUCGAGUUUAGUAAACUACAGGACAGGAUCAUUGGGACACAGGGGGAGAGCGCCACCAUUUAUGAUAUUGCCAGUGGAAAGCUAUUGAACACCUUGACACCCUCCAUAUCGAAUCAGUACACCAAGAACAGAGCGACUUUCAGUAUGAAUGACGAGUUGGUGCUGAGCGAUGGCAUCCUCUGGGAUGUUAAUUCAGGAAAAGAGAUUCAUAAGUUCGACAAACUUAAUCAGACACUCAAUGGGGUAUUCCAUCCCAAUGGGACUGAAGUCGUGUCCAAUACUGAGGUCUGGGACCUCAGGACAUUUCAUCUGCUCAAGACUGUGCCUGCAUUGGAUCAGAUGAACGUCAUUUUCUCACCGAUUAAUCAUAUUAUUUAUGCUAUCUCGUUGGAUCAGGAUACAGAGGAUGAGUCCAAUUAUGUGACGUCUUUCAAGACACUGGAUGCACUCGACUACAGCAGCAUUGCUACCUAUGAUGUCAGGAGGUCGAUCUGCAGUUUGGCUUGUAAUAAAUACGACACGCAGAUUGCUGUUGUCGAGAAUCAGGGAGAGUACGACAGUGUCCAGGAGUCCUGCGUCCGGUUGUAUGAUGUGGGGAGGAGGAGGGACGAUGAGGAUGAGGCGGAGGAAGAGGAGGAGGAAGAUCUGGACGCUAGCGAUGAUGAUGGAUCGAACUCUGGGUCUGAUGACAAUAAUGAUGGAGAUGGGGAUAAUGCUGAUGCUAACGGUGAGGACAACGGCGAUGAUAUGAAUUUGAAUGAGGACAAUGGAGACGACGAUUCGAGCCUUGAUGGAGAUAAUUCAACGAAUGGAAGCGAUUAUUCGCCUGACAUGGAUUUCUCUGGAGAAUAUUCAGAUAUGGAUGAAUUUGAAAUCCUCUUCUCGUGAAUCGAGGAUAAUAGAGGAAUUGAUGAAGAAAACGUUUAUCAUGAUUUUUUUUCCAAAGAUGGAAAAUGGGAAAAUGUGGCCUGAUUAAUAAAGCUCAAUGGCUGUGUCGCUGAUUUUCCCUCGAUGUACUAUCUAAUGUGAACCUGCUGCCAGAUGUUUUCCUAUUUCGCCGGAUCAAUCAAUUUUUUUUUUCUAUUUUGUUCAUUUCCCAAUCGAUCGAGUUGUGAUGGAGAUUGUAAUGAUAAAGCCACUUUUCACGGGAGAAAAGAUUUUUCUGGGAACUUUUCUUUUUUUAUGAAAUCGGUGGAAUAAUCAAGAACGUUUAAGAAAAUGUAAGUGUAUAAAUUGAAUAAUAAAUGAUAAUUAAAUAUU